This is a messenger RNA of Suncus etruscus (white-toothed pygmy shrew), 2312 nucleotides long. RefSeq names its product deltex E3 ubiquitin ligase 4 (gene DTX4). Lineage: Eukaryota; Metazoa; Chordata; Mammalia; Eulipotyphla; Soricidae. Gene Ontology annotation, cellular component: nucleoplasm. Gene Ontology annotation, molecular function: ubiquitin protein ligase activity; zinc ion binding. The transcript has 9 exons. Bases 20 to 1873 code for a protein of 617 amino acids. The record is from RefSeq and is a predicted model, not a curated record. Gene Ontology annotation, biological process: Notch signaling pathway; protein ubiquitination.
CGGCAGCCCCGGGCUCGCCAUGCUCCUGGCCUCGGCCGUGGUGGUCUGGGAAUGGCUGAACGAGCACGGCCGCUGGCGUCCCUACAGCCCGGCCGUGAGCCAUCACAUCGAGGCGGUGGUCCGCGCCGGUCCCCGCGCGGGGGGCAGCGUGGUGCUGGGCCAGGUGGACAGUCGGCUGGCCCCCUAUAUCAUCGACCUGCAGUCCAUGAACCAGUUCCGCCAGGACACAGGAACCCUCCGUCCAGUUCGACGCAACUACUACGACCCAUCUUCGGCGCCUGGCAAGGGAGUGGUGUGGGAGUGGGAGAACGACAAUGGUUCCUGGACGCCCUACGACAUGGAGGUGGGCAUCACCAUCCAGCACGCCUAUGAGAAGCAGCACCCCUGGAUCGACCUCACCUCCAUCGGCUUCAGCUAUGUCAUUGACUUCAGCACCAUGGGGCAGAUCAACAGGCAGACUCAACGCCAACGUCGUGUGCGCCGUCGCCUUGAUCUCAUCUACCCGCUGGUCACCGGUUCGCUGCCCAAGGCCCAGUCGUGGCCUGCCAACCCAGGGGCCGCCGCCUCACCACCGGGCCCGCCCUGCUCCUGCCCGCAGUGUGUGCUAGUGAUGAGCGUCAAGGCCACAGUGGGCAGCCCUCAGAAGCCCCCCAGUGCCCGCAAGAACGUGGCCCCCACUGUCACCAUGCCACUGAAGCUGCCUCCUGCCCCAGGCUCUGGGCCCAAGCCUCUGGACAGCACAGGCACCCUCCGAGGUCCCGUGAAGACUGUACCUGCACAGGUGGCCCGGCGACAAGUUCCCAGUGCGCCCACAGGGGCCACUGCGGGCUUUCCAACUAGUCCCUCAGGAGCCAAUGGAAAGACAGGGAGGGUGGCCCUGGCGACCUUAAAUCGCUCCAAUCUACAACGACUGGCCAUUGCUCAGUCCCGGGUGCUGAUCGCCUCUGGAGUCCCCACUGUCCCAGUGAAGAACGUCAAUGGCUCCAGUCCGGUCAACCCUGCCUUGGCAGGAAUCACUGGCAUCCUCAUGAGUGCAGCGGGAUUGCCUGUGUGUCUCACCAGGCCACCAAAACUGGUCCUCCACCCACCACCCGUCAGCAAGAGUGAGAUCAAAUCCAUCCCUGGGGUCUCCAACACAAGCCGCAAGACCACCAAGAAACAAGCCAAGAAAGGUAAAACCCCAGAAGAAGUGUUGAAGAAAUAUCUUCAGAAAGUACGGCACCCACCCGAUGAGGACUGCACCAUCUGCAUGGAGCGGCUCACAGCUCACUCUGGCUACAAGGGCCCACAGCCAACCAUCAAGCCUGAGCUGGUGGGAAAGUUGUCCAGAUGCGGCCAUAUCUACCACAUCUACUGCCUAGUUGCCAUGUACAACAAUGGCAACAAGGAUGGGAGUUUGCAGUGUCCUACCUGUAAGACCAUUUAUGGGGUGAAGACAGGCACCCAGCCCCCAGGGAAGAUGGAGUACCACCUCAUCCCUCACUCUCUGCCUGGCCACCCUGACUGCAAAACAAUCCGGAUCAUCUAUAGCAUUCCUCCUGGCAUUCAGGGUCCAGAACAUCCAAACCCUGGCAAGAGUUUCAGCGCCCGUGGCUUCCCUCGACACUGUUACCUUCCGGACAGUGAGAAAGGGAGAAAAGUCCUGAAACUCCUCCUGGUAGCCUGGGACCGUCGCCUCAUCUUUGCCAUCGGUACCUCCAGCACUACCGGUGAAUCCGAUACUGUCAUCUGGAAUGAAGUCCAUCACAAGACAGAGUUUGGGUCUAAUCUCACCGGCCAUGGCUACCCGGAUGCCAAUUACCUGGACAAUGUGCUGGCCGAGCUGGCUGCCCAGGGCAUUUCUGAGGACAGCAUGGGCCAGGAGAAAGACUGAGCUGGAGGAAGCUGGGGUGGGAGGGACUGUGGGGACCACUUGACAGGACAUGGGAGAAGUUCAACUGGAAGUGGGGGCCAUGCUUCCCAAGUCCCUCUUCUCCCCUCCUGCCCUGUUCCCCACCACCUGUGAGGGUUGAAUUGGCUGGCUUCAUUCAUCAACCUCAUCCAAUUGUGAAGGGCACACGAGAUCCUGGGAUGAGGGCCACCCUCAAUGUGUUCCUAUGGAGUUUUCGGUGCUGGGUAGGUGAGAGCCCCCUCCCUACCUCCCUCAAGUCGGGGACACAGUCAGCACACUUAGGGUAUGAAUAGUGCAUGGGCACUCUAUACCCAGCCUUGGGAAGCUCGAGGCUCAUGGCCUCUGCUGGCUUCUUGCUGCUUCCACUCUGCUUUGAGAGCAGAGUUUCUGUUUUCUUUCCUCCUCCACUGGAGGUGAGGAG